Molecule: messenger RNA, 756 nt
Organism: Aspergillus saccharolyticus JOP 1030-1
Lineage: Eukaryota; Fungi; Ascomycota; Eurotiomycetes; Eurotiales; Aspergillaceae
Product: Chromosome segregation in meiosis protein 3
Exons: 3
Coding region: 1-756 (251 amino acids)
Biological process (GO): DNA damage response; replication fork arrest; DNA replication checkpoint signaling
Cellular component (GO): nucleus; replication fork protection complex
Molecular function (GO): DNA binding
Source: RefSeq, a predicted model, not a curated record
AUGGAACUUGAGACAGAGCCACUCAAUGGACUGACGAGCCAUGACGAUUCCUUGUUUGAUUAUGACGCCGGUCUGGAUGCGACAUGGAAACGACCUACGACUGAACCUAUUGCAAAACCCUUUGGUGAAAAUUCAACAAUGCCUAUUCUGGGAGUCGACGACAAAGUCAAGGUUAGCAAGCAUCGCCGUUUCGUUGCAAAAUUGGAUGAGAGCAGGUUACUGUCGCACUCUGGAAUACCGAAGCUACGCCGCACGUCAAGGCAGAGGCUUAGACUGAAAGGCAAAGGACACGAGUAUUCUGAUGUGGCCCGGCUUCUGAACUUCUAUCAAUUAUGGCUUGAUAAUCUGUAUCCUCGUGCUAAAUUUGCCGAUGGUCUGGCCAUCAUUGAAAAACUUGGCCACUCUAAACGCAUGCAAACGAUGAGAAGGGAGUGGAUUGACGAAGAGAAACCAAAAGCGUUGGCGGCUGAAGCAGUGCAGAUGCCACAGUUGGCCCAUUUGAAUAAGCAAACCUCUGAUGGCUACGGCAAAGACAAUGAUAUUCCUUUUACGGUAGAGACAUUCGACACAUCAAUAAGUGCGCUGAACCCUGGCGGUGGACACGGGAACUCGGCGUCCAACCUGGUACAGCCACACGCAACAGAUCGAGAGUCAAACCAAGAAAAAGCGGAGACUGGUAUCGAAAUUGAUGCGUCUAAUGAUGAUGAGUUGGAAUUCCUCUUGCGGGAAUAUGGGGAUAGUAGCCUUGACGCCUAG